AUGGAGCUGGCCCAGGAGGAUGCAGAUGACAGCUGGGAGUUGUAUUUUUUUAAGAGACUUGUGGAAGAGUUUUGCCCUGGCUGUGGGGAAUAUGGGCACAUGGUGGCCAUCUGCCCCAUGCAGUAUGAAGGGGAGGAGCCAUUGCUGCUGUCCCAAGAGCCAGAGGGAGAGGAGCUACAGUUCUGUAAGCUGGAGAGGGAGGAGUGGGAGGCCCAACCCCCAGAUUUUUUUGGGGGGGUUGACAAGGGGGUGAAGCUGGUGCUAAACAAGUGCAGGAAGUGUGUUGUUGUGGGCAAUGGUGGAGUCCUGAGAAAUAAGACUUUAGGCAAAGUUAUUGACUCCUUUGAAGUAAUAAUAAGGCUAAACAGUGGUCCUGUGCGCGGGUACGAGAGUGAUGUUGGGAAAAGGACCACGUUCAGACUGUGCUAUCCUGAAUCCAUCUUUAAAGAUUCCAGAGAUUCUGAUCCAGACACAACUGUUGUCAUCAUCCCAUUUAAACCACACGAUUUAAGGUGGAUGACUGAAGUACUACUACACAAACCAGUGAACAUCGAAGGAUUCUGGACAAAGCCUGCUACAAAACUAAUUUACAAGCCAGAACAGCUCCGGGUUUUAAGUCCUCUCUACCUGGACAAAGCAGCCCACAACUUUCUUCAUUUUCCUGAGAAAUUGCUUCCUAAAAAGAUACCAACACACCCAACAUCAGGAAUUAUUGCAAUUGCAAUGGCCCUGAAUGUGUGCGAAAAAGUAUAUAUAGCAGGGUUCAAGUACAACUUAUCUUCAAACAAUUACCUGCACUAUUAUGGAAACGAGAAAAUGUUUGCAAUGACAAGGAAUAAAUAUCACAACAUCACUGCUGAGCAGAUUUUUCUCCACCAGCUUAAAUAUAGCCAAGCAAUCAUUGACCUGACAGAUGAGUGA
Molecule: messenger RNA, 921 nt
Organism: Polyodon spathula (Mississippi paddlefish)
Lineage: Eukaryota; Metazoa; Chordata; Actinopteri; Acipenseriformes; Polyodontidae
Product: type 2 lactosamine alpha-2,3-sialyltransferase-like
Exons: 6
Coding region: 1-921 (306 amino acids)
Biological process (GO): glycolipid biosynthetic process
Molecular function (GO): beta-galactoside alpha-2,3-sialyltransferase activity
Source: RefSeq, a predicted model, not a curated record